UGAGCGGCGCGCACACAUACACCUACGGACUGACUGCUCGGAGCUCUGGUUAACGCUCGCUGGUCGCUGGUCAGCUGUACCCUCCGGAGCCCGCUCUCUUUCGCCAUGGUGUCGAGAAUGGAGGAGGAUCCGCCCGUGCCAGCAGAGCUAUCUGUUGAAGAGAGGGAGGAGCUGGAGAACAUAAGACGAAGGAAGAAGGAGCUGAUGGCUGACAUUGAGAGGUUGAAAGACGAGAUUGCAGAAGUAAUGAGUGAGAUUGAGACUCUUACAUGCACAGAUGAAAGUAAAACAAGCCAAAGGAAUAAACAAAUGGCGAUGGGACGAAAGAAAUUCAAUAUGGAUCCCAAAAAGGGUAUACAGUUUCUAAUAGAAAAUGACCUUCUCCAGAACACUCCUGAAGACAUUGCCCAGUUCUUGUACAAAGGGGAAGGAUUGAAUAAGACUGUCAUUGGGGACUAUUUGGGUGAAAGAGAUGAAUUUAAUCUUAAGGUUCUACAAGCAUUUGUUGAGCUUCAUGAGUUUGCUGACCUUAAUUUAGUACAGGCUUUGAGGCAGUUUCUGUGGAGCUUCAGACUACCAGGGGAGGCGCAGAAAAUAGACCGUAUGAUGGAAGCAUUUGCCUCGCGUUACUGCCAAUGCAAUCCAGGGGUCUUCCAGUCAACAGACACAUGCUACGUGUUAUCAUUUGCCAUAAUUAUGCUAAAUACAAGUUUGCAUAACCCCAACGUUAGGGACAAACCUGCUGUCGAAAGGUUUAUAUCCAUGAACCGGGGCAUCAAUGAAGGUGGUGACCUUCCAGAAGAGUUACUCAGGAACUUGUAUGAUAGUAUUAAGAAUGAGCCUUUCAAAAUCCCAGAAGACGACGGAAAUGAUUUGACCCACACGUUUUUUAACCCUGACCGAGAAGGCUGGCUACUAAAACUAGGAGGAAGAGUUAAAACGUGGAAGCGGCGAUGGUUCAUUCUGACAGAUAACUGUCUCUAUUACUUUGAGUACACAACAGACAAAGAACCUCGAGGAAUAAUCCCUUUGGAGAAUCUAAGCAUCCGUGAAGUAGAGGAUCCUCGAAAGCCAAACUGCUUUGAGCUUUUCAAUCCCAGUCACAAAGGCCAGGUGAUCAAAGCCUGCAAGACCGAAGCGGAUGGCCGAGUGGUCGAAGGGAACCACGUUGUUUAUCGAAUAUCAGCGCCAACCCCCGAGGAGAAAGAAGAAUGGAUCAAAUCAAUCAAAGCCAGUAUCAGCAAAGACCCGUUCUAUGACAUGUUGGCCACCAGGAAGAGAAGAAUAGCCAACAAGAAGUAAGCACGCAGAUAACUGUAUCCACGCUCGCAGGUGCUCAUCUCUAUGAACACACCAGUCUUUGGAAGCUUUAUAACGGAAGAAAUGAAGGACGUUACCUGCUCCUGGACAUUUCUCUGUCUAUGUCUAUAGAGAAGUCUCAUGUUAAAGUGUUUUAAAACACAAACUUUUAGCAGAAGCCACAUGCAGCUGUGUGAAAGUCUACUUUAAGAAACUUUUGCACGCAAAGUUCUUUCUGUGGGGUGGGUGGGGGUCAAGAUGUCAGGGCAAAUACCUCAGCUGGUCUGGGGCCAGAGCGCAGGAGCAGGCAUGGCUGGGUCUGAAAAGUGGCUGCAUCUACACUAAGAGACACUACUUUCCAUCACCUUUUAUCUAUAGUCAAAACUAUAAUCAAGUAUUAAUUUUCAAGUCCAAGAAUGUGACUGAUAUAAAUAGCUAUACUGAUAAAAAGUUCUUAGAACGAAUAAAAACAUAGACAAGAGAGCAUUAAUCAUUCUUACAGCUAGAGAUUUGUCAGUGAUGUUUUUGGCAUGAAGAGGAAUUGGAACCAAAAGUUCUUUCCAGGAACUUUAUUUAAUAUAAUCUGCACUACAACAUGGUAAAAUUGUAUAUUUAUUUUCUUAGUGCAAUUGCAAAAAUAUUUGUAUUGUAAUUGUUUAAAAAUUUAAACCUUUUAAAUUAUGUGUAAAUAUUGUACAGAUUGUUUUACGGAUACUAACCCUACCAUACAUGUUUAAACUAUUGUUAAUGGCCUGUAGAAAUAAAAUCUAUUGCAAUUAGAUUCAGAUGUAUUUAUCAAGUGUGCAUCUCUGUGGGCUGGAAGUGGUCUGGCCAUUGUCUCAUCACAAUGGUCUGUACUCUAUAGUGGGGUGAGCAGAUAGUUUCUUUUAUUAUUUUUAUUUAUUUAGAGGUACAGUGUGGAACAGGCCCUUCGGCUCAACAAGUCACACUGCCCAGCAACCCACUGAUCUACUCCUAGCCUAACCACUAGACAAUUUACAUUGACCGAUUAACCUACGAAAUAAUGAGUCUUUUGCCCAUGGGAGGAAAUCCACCUGCACACAGGGAGAACAUACAAACUUUCUUACAGAAGACACUGGAAUUGAACUCCGAUGCCCCAAGCCGUAAUACUGUGGUGCAAAUCGCUACGCUACCAUUGCAUCCGAUUGUUCAGGUCCAAGAAAGACUGGUUUGUCUCCACAUCUCAUGACAAUUGUGUAGCUAACAAUACAGUUGUACCAUUCUGGGAGAUGCAAGGUGGUAUAUAUUCAGAUUCAUUUAUUUAUCACAUGUGUGGCAAGACAUACAAGUGAGAUGUGUCAUUAGCUUUAACAAUCAACACAACCUAGGGGUGUGCUGCAGGUGGCCUGUACACAUCACCACACAGUGUAGCAUGCCCACCAUGUCACCAGAACACAACAAAACUACACAAGUCCCUUUCCUCCCUAACACAUGGACCCUAAUCUGACCUCUCUGUAUCCAAAACUAUCCCUACAGACUUAAAAACAACAAACAGCUAGGUCUGAACCACCAUCUCAACAGAGAUGGCAGCUCGGUGACAUCUUGGGAAAACAAAAUGGCACCUCAUCUUUUCCAAAAGUUUUUGUUGGACAUUUUUGAGUUAAACAUUUUUUUUUGCUAUAAUGCGGUCUCUUUUAUCUUUGUUAUCCUAACACUGGUACAGUUUGAAACCCAAUGCAGCCAAUCCAACCUCACUAAGCUUUUGCAUGUUCAUAUUUAGUUAGUCCAAGUUGCACUUUGCCUUAAUGCUUCAGUAGUAUCCAGUGCCUGGCAACCACUACAAAAGCAGAAAUCCACUGCGUCUCACAAUCUACUGAUUCUCAGAACAGCCAUAGGAAUGAGAUGUUGAUACUGUUCUCUGUCAUUGGCUCAUCUGAGGAAUUAAACCCAUUUUCAAUACUGAAAUUCUUCACACAAGGUAACUCCUAUACUUGAUGGCAACACUACCAAUCUUCAGCAGGAAGAAUUGAACACGAUCCAUUUUCUAAAAUAACGAAGUAUUUUCACUGUCUAAACAUUAAAACAAUUACUUUGAGGAAGCCUAUAUGAACCACAACACCCAAAUUGUUCUUUUAUAAUAAGACAUUUGCAAGUUUUAAUCAUAUGAGACAGAAUAAAGUUUUAUUUCUGAAGCUAAAGUCGCGUGUGUGUGGAAGGAGGGAGAGAGAUGCUUUAAGGUGAUGAAAAAGCAUCAACCUGUUUAACCUGUUGAAAUUGCUAGCAAUAUUUUGCUUUUAAAUAGCAAAACACAAGCAUUGUGUCAAAAUCAAAUUAGGGCUAUUGACAAAUAAAAUCAAAGUACUGAAAAUCUGAAACGUGAACUGUUAUGUAUCUGUGGAGCAAGAACAAUAACGUAGCAGGACGAUUGAAUGUGUUUGCAGAUGAUACGAAGAUAGGUGGGAGGGCAGGUAGUGUUGAAGAAGCAGGGUGUCUGCAGAAGGACUUAGACUGGGGAAAUGGGCAACAAAGUGGCAAAUGGCAUAUAAUGUAGGGAAGUACAUGGUCAUGCACUUCAGUAAAGGAAUAAAGGCAA
Molecule: messenger RNA, 3853 nt
Organism: Mobula hypostoma (lesser devil ray)
Lineage: Eukaryota; Metazoa; Chordata; Chondrichthyes; Myliobatiformes; Myliobatidae
Gene: cyth3a
Product: cytohesin 3a
Exons: 13
Coding region: 106-1302 (398 amino acids)
Biological process (GO): regulation of ARF protein signal transduction
Molecular function (GO): guanyl-nucleotide exchange factor activity
Source: RefSeq, a predicted model, not a curated record